AUGGCAGGCCUUACAUUCCUCCAAUUGCGCCUGCAUGUCCUCUGCGUUCUGCUGGUGAUCUACGCUCUUCCAACUUACGCUGCGAAAGAGAUUGAGUGCUACACCUUUGAUCACUCCCCCAGCCCUUUCAUCCCCGAACUCAACGACUGCGUCCAGCUCGCCAACAACAUCUUCACCUCCCCAUCCUCAGGCAAGCAAGUCAUCUUCUCCGACCGACCGGUUCCAGCAAGCUACAUAAAGAUCCCACGCAGCUACUUCUUCAACAGCUGCUACAUGUCCAUCGAACCUGAAGGCGAGCCGUACUAUGACAUCUCCUCGUGGCAGCAGAUUGCUCAAACUGUCAACAAUACUGCGCACGAUUGUUUGAGUCACGUGUCUCAUGGUAGCCAUGGGUUUGGUGGAAGGAGCCCUUCCGGGGUGAAUAAGUGGCUUUGGAUUUAUGUCACGGGGCUGAUAGUCGGUCGGACAUCAAUCGAUUUGAGUGGCCAGGAGGUGGAUUCGCUGAGCAUCUUGAACAACAGUACCUCGACUGUGGUGGACCAAAUGAAUAGCGCGACGCAAUGA
Bacidia gigantensis is the source of this 564-nucleotide messenger RNA. RefSeq lists its product as uncharacterized. Bases 1 to 564 code for a protein of 187 amino acids. The record is from RefSeq and is a predicted model, not a curated record. Lineage: Eukaryota; Fungi; Ascomycota; Lecanoromycetes; Lecanorales; Ramalinaceae. The transcript has a single exon.